GAGACGGAGAGGAGCGCGAGGGUCGGUCUCCUCUCACUGACAGCGGUUUCAACUCAUUGCAAACAAGGGGAGCAGUCCCUCUGCCGAACCUGCUUAAAAAUGUUACUCAUCCUCGCCUGUUUCCUCGGAUUGCUCGUGCGCGGCGGUCAAGCUGUCCUUCAGGUGUCAAUCUCACUGAACAAAGUGGAGCUAAGUGUGGGGGAAUCCAAGUUCUUCACCUGCACAGCCAUCGGAGAGCCGGUCAGCGUGGACUGGUACAACCCUCAGGGCGAGCGGAUCGUGUCAUCGCAGCGCGUGGUCCUACACAAAGAGGGCGUGCGCUCUCGCCUCACCAUCUACAACGUGAACAUCGAGGACGCCGGCAUCUACCGUUGCCAGGCAACCGAUGGCACGGGGCAAACUCAGGAGGCCACUGUGGUGCUGGAGAUAUACCAGAAGCUGACGUUUCGGGAGGUGCAGUCACCGCAGGAGUUCCGGCAGGGGGAGGUGGCGGAGGUGGUGUGUGAUGUCAUCAGUUCACCUGUGCCCAUCGUGUCCUGGUUCUACAAUGAGAGGGAGAUCACUGAAGAGUACUCCAACAGGCUCCAGGUUCUCCCCAAUAAUAACCUACAGAUCGACAGGGUGACGAAAGCAGACGAGGGGGUGUACCGCUGUGAGGCGCGAGUGGAGGCACGGGGGGAGAUCGAUUUCAGAGACAUCGCCGUCAUCGUCAACGUUCCCCCAGUGCUCUCCGUGCCUCAGCAGUCUUUUAAUGCCACAGCUGACUACCAGGAAUCUGUCACAUUCACCUGCAGAGCCUACGGGUCACCUGACCCUGAAAUCACCUGGCACAGGAGAGGGAAGCAGAUUGAGCAGUCAGAUCAGUACACUCUGAAGGGGAGUGGAAGCAUGCUGACAGUGCGGAAUAUCAGGCAGGACGAUGGGGGAGCCUACACCUGCAAGGCUAGCAACAAGGCUGGUGUAGCAGAACAGGAGCUCCUCCUCAAGGUGUUCGUGCAGCCCCAUAUCACCCAGCUGCAGAAUGUGACGGCAAAGGAGGGCAGCACGGCCAUCAUCUCCUGCACUGCUGAGGGGGAGCCCAUCCCGGAAAUCUCCUGGAGGAGAGCCAGUGAUGGACGCACCUUUGGAGACGGGGACAAGUCUCUGCAGAGUGCGGACGGGCGCGUGAAGGUGCAGGGGCUCCAGGGGAAGUCCAUGCUGACCAUCAGCGGGGUCGCACUGACGGACAGGGGCCGCUUUGACUGCGAGGCCCUCAGCAGGAUCGGCGGCCAUCAGAAGAGCAUGUACCUCGACAUCGAGUACACACCCAUCUUUCUGAGCAAUCACACCAUUUACUACUCAUGGGAGGGGAACCCGGUCAACCUCAGCUGUGAAGUCAUGGCCAAUCCUGCGGCUUUGCUGCUGUGGAGGCGGGACAGGCUGACUGUCUCCACGGAGGGCCCUGGCAACGCACGGGUGUACAGCACCGAGGGACGGUCCCUGCUGGAGGUUACCCCAAUGUCAGAGCAAGAUUUUGGACGGUAUAACUGCACUGCCAUGAACAGCAUUGGGACGCGGGUUCAAGAGUUCAUCCUGGCUCAGGCAGAUGUGCCCUCUAACCCCUACGCCGUGCGCAUCGGCUCCGUGUCCCAGCGUGUCGCCACGGUUACCUUUAUGAAGCCCGACUCCCACGGCGGGGUCCCCAUCAGUUACUACCUGGUCAGAUACAGGGACACCAGCUCCCAGCAUUGGAGCAAUGUCCAAUCACACGGAGUCGAGACGAUGGUGCUCCUCACCAGUCUGGAGCCCAACACCACGUAUGAGGUGCAGGUUGCCGCCGUCAACGGGAAAGGCCAGGGGGAGUUCAGCCACGUGGAGAGCUUCCAGACCCUGCCCAUCCGAGAGCCCAGUCCCCCCACGGUGCACGGUCAGAGGGGUGUGGGGAAGGCCUACAGACUCGGCCUGGUGAGGCAGGAUGAUGGCGGGAUGCCUAUCGUGGAGUACAUCAUAAAAUACAAGACGGAGAGGGAAGAGCAGUGGAUGACUAAGCUGGUUCCUGGGGGGAAUGACUUUGUUCUGCUGCAGCCCCUCCAGUGGAACACACGCUAUGAGGUGGAGAUCACAGCCAGGAACGUCAAGGGCCUGUCUGUCCCAACCUACUACCAGUUCUCCAUGCCACAGAGGCCAGAUAUCACAGCAGACUCCCUGUUCAACGGGCUGGGCCUGGGCGCGGUGGUGGGGCUGGCCGUGGCUGCUCUCCUGCUGGUGCUGGUGGGCGUGGACGUGGCCUGCUUCUUCCUGCGGCACUGCGGCGUUCUCAUGUGCAUCACCAGGAAGCUGCGUGGCAAAAAGAAGAGUGCCACCUGCAGCAAGGGCAAGGACCUGGAGGAGGGCAAGGCAGCCUACCUGAAUGCUGGGUCCAAGGAGCCCAUUGUUGAGAUGCGAACGGAAGAGGAGAGGAUAGCUAACCCGGAUGAUGUGAGCCCAGGGAACGAACCCAAUGAGACCACACCCCUCACAGAACCAGAGAAGCUACCACUGAAAGAGGAGAAUGGCAAAGACUCCCUGAAGACAGAGGCCAUCGAGAUCAAAAUCCACGGCGACAGCAGCGUCCAGUCGAGGAACGAGGACAGCAAAGCAUAAUGAAGGGAACUUUCAGCGCACGUGAACAUUCAGAGCGAGCUACCCAUGACCAAAACUAAGAGAAAAAAAAAGAGGAUAAAAAUUGUUAAAAACAAUCAUCACUACGUUAGGGCACCUCUGAGGCAGAUUGUAAAUAUGACUUGAGAAAAGACCACACACAGAUAUUCGUGAAAAAUGGGAAUUGUUGGUUUCGAAGAUGCCACCAGUUGAUGUCAGCUGCUUCUCAGUGAUUUGUCUUUUCUUUUUUGUUUUUCUUCAGUCGUGUGUUUCUUCUCCUCAUUCUCCGAGGCUCUCAGUGUCCCCAAUAGAGAGGGCCUCUCAUGGGGGACCAUACCGCCAUCACACCCUGUGCACUGCAGGGGGCACCAUCACAGCUUUCUGAGCCAGGAAGUGACUAAAUCUUUGUACAGCCCCCGUGUGUCCUGUCAUGUCAGAGGGGGUACACUUUGCUCCUCUACAUCUUGCAGUGGUAUACUACGUGAUUUGCUCACUCUGUUCAUGAUGUAUGCUGUGAUGUCACUGUGCUAAGUGUGUACGCUGUGAUGUCACUGGUAUGUCAUGACCUGUGAGAGUGCAAGCUGUAGUGAUGUCAUGACUUGAGAGUGCAUAUGCUGCAGUUAUGUCAUAGAGCGUGAGUCUGCAUACCGUAGUGAUGUCACAACGAUGACAGAGAUGGGCGUGGCCUCAUGCUGCUGUCCUGGUGGUAUUCCCAGGCUGUUUAUUGCCAUCAGGAGAUUUAACCUGAAAGUUCAGCAUGUUGCUUUUAUUUUGAUUUAAAACAUAUGUCAGUAUGAUACAGUACACUGUAAAAGAGUAUUUGUACUUUUGCUCUCCUGGGUGCCAUCUUUAAUUUUUUCCUGCCUAUGAAUAUGUACAAUCACACAAUCAUUUAAAAUGAUUUAGAUGAAUAUGAUAAUUAAUGUAAAGCGGUUACAUGAAGAUUAAGACUUCAGUGGCCAAUCUACUGCAAUAG
Molecule: messenger RNA, 3595 nt
Organism: Megalops cyprinoides (Indo-Pacific tarpon)
Lineage: Eukaryota; Metazoa; Chordata; Actinopteri; Elopiformes; Megalopidae
Product: neural cell adhesion molecule 2-like
Exons: 18
Coding region: 100-2622 (840 amino acids)
Biological process (GO): cell adhesion
Cellular component (GO): membrane
Molecular function (GO): protein binding
Source: RefSeq, a predicted model, not a curated record